Molecule: messenger RNA, 1179 nt
Organism: Thrips palmi
Lineage: Eukaryota; Metazoa; Arthropoda; Insecta; Thysanoptera; Thripidae
Product: small glutamine-rich tetratricopeptide repeat-containing protein 2-like
Exons: 6
Coding region: 177-989 (270 amino acids)
Molecular function (GO): protein binding; RNA binding
Source: RefSeq, a predicted model, not a curated record
UCUCUCGCUGCUGUCGCGUGGUGACGUGUGUGUACGCGGGCCUAGUGGGGGAGCCCCGGGGCCUACCCGGGCCUCGCGCUCACUCACAACCAAACAGCCAGCCGAGCCGACAUUUGGGUGGCCUACAUUGUAAGCCUGCCGAUCUGGAAGGCGGUACUCGUUGCACUCUCAAGCUCAUGGACGAGCUGGGCGAGAAGGGCUAUCAGAAGUGCAUCCUCGACGACUGGGUGGGGGCGUUGGCCAUUUGGGACGACGCCAUCAGACGCUAUCCCAAAGAGAAACGGUUUUACAACAACAGAGCCCUGUGCUAUUUUCAUAGGAAGGAAUACAUGAGAGCCCUGGCUGAUGCCCGAUACAUGACAAGUCAUUUCCCUGAUUAUAUUCGAGGACAUUUUCGUGAAGGAGAGAUUUUAUCUGCCAUGGGAAAAUACGAAGAAUCUUAUAAAUGUUUCACUAGGGCCAGGAAGCUUGAUCCAAAUAAUAUAGAAGCUAUAAACGAAUUAGCCGAAGCUCAGAUUCAAAUUCUUCGUAAGAAGGGGUGGACACGUUACCAAGCUGGCUGUGCAAUUACAGCUGCUCAGGAUAUACAGGAGGCUGAGCAAAUUUUAAAGGCUGGUGCAAUAUCAUCAAAAGACUCAGAACUUUAUUUAUCAGAAGAUGAAGAUAUACACAUAGCAACUCCAAAAAAAAUAGCCUCAACAGUGUAUGAUGCCAGGGAAGACCCUAGUAAUCCAAUGAAGAGCUACACCUUGUGGAUAGGCAACAUGACUGAAAAACUGACUGACUCACAAGUGGCUAAUUUUUUCAAACCGUAUGGAGAAGUUAAAAGUGCAAAACUUUGUCUCGACAAAUACUGUGCCUUUGUUAACUUUGCUCGCCAUGAAAGUGCUUCUAAGGCUAUGAAAGCUCUACAGGGGACAGAUUUAGGUGGGAAUAAGAAAGUUGUUUUAAGAUGGCCAGAUAAGGUUUUGAAGGGUAGGGAAAGUUGAAGGCAUUAAUAUUAUUGAUGGGUCCAAUUAUAUAAAUAUAUAUUUUUUUUUUGUUAAUUUUAAUUUAUGUUAAGUACCAUGUUAAUGGCUUGUGAUAUCAACACAGUUGUUCUCAAGAUAGAUUCAAAUGAAGAUUCUGUUAAAUUUAAAUAUAAGAGUAAAGGUUAAUAAAAUAAAUAUGUUCAAAUAA